Moneuplotes crassus is the source of this 2476-nucleotide messenger RNA. NCBI's taxonomy places the organism in Eukaryota, Ciliophora, Spirotrichea, Euplotida, Euplotidae. The record is from the annotation of a GenBank genome assembly.
AGUGAUAUCAAUGGAGAUGAAUAAUCACAUGAAGAAGAUACCUCCUCCUAAAGUCAAUAGUAUUAUGGAUACUUCUCAGAAAGUAAAGGCAGCUUUUGAAUUGAUUGAUGCUCAAAUAUCUAUUUCUAACGAGGCUGUGUCAAAUUCUCCUAAAUAAGGAGAAAUCUCAGUCUAAGAAGAGGAAGGAAUUAAACAGUCAAAUAAUAGAUGCUAGUUGAAGAUCUGAUCAGAAGAGCUUCAGCAAUAAUAAUGAGAGUAAAGAAAAUGGUCAGAAAGACAAGGAAUUAGAGGAUAAUAAGGCUUAUGGAAUAAACCAUCAACAGCAUAGAGACUCUCAGAAAUAAAACACAUCUUUCAACAUCGGCUUCUUCGAUAACUGGGCAUACGAGUUCAAGCAAUAUUGGUCACUACAUCUUCGGAAAGAGCAUUGGGAAGGGAACUUUUGGAAAAGUUAAAGAAGGCACUCAUAUACUCACAGGCCAAAAAGUUGCAAUUAAGAUCCUUGAGAAGGAGAAAAUAGCAGAUGUUGCUGAUGUUGAAAGAGUUGCUAGAGAGAUUCAUAUUCUCAAGAUUAUCAGACACCCUCAUCUUAUCCAACUGUUUGAGAUUAUAGAGACUCCUAAACAGCUAUUCUUGAUUAUGGAGUAUACUGAAGGAGGAGAGCUUUUUAAUUAUAUUGUUUCAAAGAGCAAACUUCGAGAGAAAGAAGCUUGAAAGUUCUUUCAGCAAAUCAUUUCAGGAGUGGAGUAUAUACAUAAGCUCAGGAUCUGCCAUCGAGAUUUGAAGCCUGAAAAUUUACUUUUGGAUCAUAAUAAUGACAUCAAGCUGAUUGAUUUUGGGCUAAGUAAUACUUAUAAGAAAGGAAAUACUUUAAAAACGGCGUGAGGGUCUCCUUGAUAUGCAGCUCCUGAAGUUGUCGCUGGAAAGAGAUACCAUGGAUUGAUGGUUGACAUCUGGAGCUGAGGGGUUAUCCUCUUUGCUAUGGUAUGAGGCUAUCUCCCAUUUGAAGAUCCUGAUACAGGAAAGUUGUAUAAAUAAAAUUUUGGGUGCUAGAUAUCAGAUUCCAAACCAUGUCUCCCCUGAAUGAAAGGAUUUGAUGAAGAAAAUUUUGGAUACUAAUCCUAAUACAAGAAUAACGAUUGAAGAGAUGAGGAAUCAUCCUUGGUAUCAGUUGACAGUUCCUCAUGAAAAAGAAGGAAUUAUUGUUGGAGUUAACUCAAUUCCAGUGAAUAAUGAAGUUCUCGACUUACUAGAAUCUUAUGGCUUCAAUUUUGACAUGAAUGAUUCCAAAGUCAUUUCUGGGAAAGGAGGAACUGGUAAAGUACCCUGCCGGUUGUAUACAAAGAAGUGUAUUGAAUUGAAUAAGCAUAAUCACUUCACAACUUCUUACUAUUUGCUGCUUGAUAAAUGGGAGAAGACUAAUGGGAAGCUACGGAUCGAAAUCUCAGAGUCAGUAGACAGGUUUAGCAGGAAGCCCAACAUCCCACUUGAUUAUAAAAGUUCAGUUAGAGGCAACUCUGUUCAAAUGAAGGAUAAUAAUCAGAUUGAUCCAUUUGCUCAUUUUACUCCGGUAGCUAGAAGAUUUAUUGAGGGUUCCAAUAUUGUUAAAAAAGCUAAAGCUUAUUCUCAGAAUCCAAGCUCUCGGGUUCAUUCUACUAGGAUAAAUGGAUAUCAACAACAACUUCCUAAAUAAUAAGAGAAUUAAGAAACCCACUCCAAAUGAUCUUUUUCCAAGCGAAAAGAGCUAUUCACCCAGAAGUUCAGCUGGAAAACCAGUAGUAAAUAAUUUCACAAACUUCACAUCGACUAUGGUUGGCUCUUUUAGAGAUAAUUCGGGCUACUCAGAUGGAAAGGAAAGUUCUGGUUAUGAAACUGCCCAUGGACCUUUCUUUAAUGCCAGAAGCUAUGGGAGUACAAACAAAGCCAAUAGAAAGCCCUAUCAUUUAAAGAUUAAACCACAGUUGCCCAAUGUGUCAAAACAUAGGGUUGUUCUUAGAUCAACUAAUAAUGAAAGAUGCCAGAACAAAGCCCCUGCUUAUCCUAAUUCAGUGAUUAAUCCAAAAAGCGUAAACCGGACUGGGAGCAAUUCUCCUAAAAAAGCUGCCAGAGUUCAGAAUAAUUCGUUCCAGAUCGUAAAUAAUUUCAUGCAAACAAAUUAUAAUGGUUUUAGAGGAGCGGGUUCUAGUAUGAACCAGACUCAAAUCAAUGCGAGGAAGACAAUGUACGGCUCUUUAGCUUACCCCUCAAAGAAUAUUCCAAAACCAUUGAAUGUAGUACCUUAUGAUAAAAAUCCAAAGCUGUAUCAUAUUUAUAAGAGCAAGGCGAGCUCAAGUGAGAGAAGAAGGGUAUCAGGAAGUGGAAAGAAGGAGCAAACACCUCUUGGAUAUCUUUUUGGACGACAGUUUGGUAAUCCAAUCUCCAAACGCACAAGCUCUGAUCAAAAUAGAAUCAAUCAGUAGCAAACCUAAAGUUUUAU